Molecule: messenger RNA, 2172 nt
Organism: Glycine soja
Lineage: Eukaryota; Viridiplantae; Streptophyta; Magnoliopsida; Fabales; Fabaceae
Exons: 13
Coding region: 132-1589 (485 amino acids)
Source: RefSeq, a predicted model, not a curated record
CCGCCAAAUUGAUAGCGCACCAGUGAAUCAACGGGGAAAAAUAAAGAUCAUAAGAAGAUUUUCCCUCCAAAAUUUGAGUGCAUCAAAAUAGGUUGUAAAGCCCAUAAAAUGAUAAAAUCACUCUUUGCUUCAUGACUUUGCCACUCCCCUCAACAAUUGUAUUUGUGUGCAAACCAAUAGUUUCAAAUACCAACUUUGAACUCUCUGUGAUGGAUACGAACGACCCUUUGGAUUUUGAGGUUGAAGACGACCUUCUCAAAUGCCCUCCAAUUAACAAUAUUAUUAAAAGGAAGAAAAUUAUUGGGUUGGAUGAUCUUCUUAAAGAUCAUUACAUAGAACAGGGCAAGCUUUUAGAGAAGAGGAAAAAGCAGAAAAAGAAGGCAAAGAAGAUUGAAAGUUCCUAUGAUGAUGAAGAUAGCAAGGAAGCUAGGUUGACUAGGAUUGUUGAGAAAUGUCACAAUCAGUUGACAGCUUUUGGUGAAGAACAAGAAAUUUCACCUUGGGGAGUAAAAGUUUUUGGAGAUAAGAAAGCCUUCCCCUCUCUAGAGUCUCCUGAUGUUGGAAGUUGUAACCUUUUUCAGUCCUUUUUGAACAACUGUCUAAAUUCAGUGGUUGAAUUGACUGCGGACAAAGGAGAUAUUUUUCUUGAAGGGUUACUAGUCAAUGGUUGGCUUUCAAAAUUAGCUUUUCUGUGUGGUCAUGUAGAAAAGCCAGUAGCCGUUUGGGCCUUCAAGACAAUGUUAUAUUCAUCAAAAGAAGAGCUCCACAAUUCUUCCAGCGAAUUUUGGUGUGCAAUUCUCUCUUCUGAAAAGGAGGUUGAUCAAGCACUGGUCAAAAUUGAUUGGUUUCCUGAAUAUAUGGAUUUAAGAAGAGCUCUUGACAGUUAUGGGUUUCUCUUUAAAUUUUCAUCCAGUGCCGAGCCUAAUAAUUUAGAUUCUGACAUUGAAGGACCUCCUCAAAACAUUAGAGCUUGGAUCAGAUUUGUCUCUGCUUGUUGUCUGAUAAGGAGUAAAAAGGCUAUCUUCUCCACUGUAGAAGCUGAAGAGAUAGUUGAAAUUAUUAUUUGUCUGUUCCUAGAUCGCCAAUUUCAGGGUUUGUUGGUGCUUUUGAAUGACUGCAUGGAAGUGAUUGUCAAUUACUUUACAGACCAGGAAUGGUGCUCAAGUUGUGAGAACGUAGCAAAAUUCAUUGCUUGCAGAGUCUCAAAGGAUUUGAAUUGCAUCCGGACUAUUGAAUGUAUUUCAGAAGCUAGCUCUCGUUGCAAGCAACUUAGGAGUGCUGUUGCAUAUCAAACACUGCUUUCUUGUUUUGAUGGAGUCUACAGUGGAGAAGAGAUCCUCAGAUCACUUACAGAAAUUAAUUUCAAAGACAACAGUUGUGAUUUCUACAGGAUGUAUAUUAACUUAGUUUUGACCGAGAAUUGGGUUUUGUCCAACUCAUUAAUUGAAGACAAUCCUGUAAUCUAUGAGAUGUUCUCUCUUUAUCUUCGACAUUGUUCUACCUUGAUUUCAGCCACAAACCUACGAUCAUAUGCAUCAAAGGUUCGUCAUAGGGCUUCAUAUCUUCUGCACUUCUCCAUCUACAAAUAGUUUCAGAACAGAGAAUCAGAUAAAUCAGCUGCAUAGUUACUCUUGGGCAGUAGCCUAAAUGGCCAAAUUUUGAAGGGUUAGGAAUGCCGUGUUGCUUUGGCACCUAUCAUAUUUUGACUACACAUCAGAUUCUUCAGACUCCCAGAAUGCACUCAUCUUAAGGAGAUGUUUUGAUGCCAUUCUAGUGGCAAAAAUGAGGGGGUUGUUUUUGCUUCUUGCUGCUGCUGGUAUGAAUCAAGAUUUGUAGCAAAAAUGAGUUGUUUAAAUUGCUACGUGCUAACAUGUAAUAACCUUUCUCACACAAAAUUUACAUGUAAUGACAUGUGUUUGUGCCCCUUAUGUUAAAGUCCAACAGUAUCCUAUAGUAGUAUUGAAUGCCCUAAGUACCCUAUCUUCAGUAGUUUCUUUGGUGCCUGUUUCUUAUAUCAAGUCAAUGCUCCUAGCAGCAAAGGUGUGGAAACUGCAAACUACAGACAAGUAACUUAGUGUUAACUGAUUAGUGGUGCUGGAUCCUUGAUCUCCAAAACAAACAAGUUUUGGUUAAUUUUUAAAGCAAAUUAUACUCUUCCCUUUGAGAGCUUUA